GCUAUAAAUUCAAUCACGUCCUGCAACUUUCUAAAAAGACCCGCCGCCAUGUCGGACCUUCCAGAACCCGACACCAACCCGCAGAUUAAAUACACUCAGAUCUUCAUCAACAACGAGUGGCAUGACUCUGUAAGCGGGAAGACCUUCCCCACCUCCAACCCUGCCACGGAGGGGAAACUUGCAGAUGUGCAGGAAGGGGACAAGGCAGAUGUGGACAAGGCUGUUGCCGCAGCCCGGGCGGCGUUCAAGCUCGGCUCCCCCUGGAGGACCAUGGAUGCAUCGCAGCGCGGCAGGCUCAUUUAUAGACUGGCUGAUUUGAUCGAGCGAGACAGGGUGUACCUGGCUAGCCUGGAGGUGUUGGACAAUGGAAAGCCGUUUGUAGACGCGUACGAGGGGGACUUGGGGGAAAUCAUUGCCGUGCUGCGAUAUUAUGCAGGCUGGUCGGACAAGGUCUGUGGGAAAACCAUCCCUGUAGAUGGCCCCAUGUUUACCUACACCAGGCAUGAGCCGGUGGGAGUGUGUGGACAGAUCAUUCCGUGGAACUACCCGUUGCCCAUGGUUGCCUGGAAGAUCGGACCUGCGCUGGCGUGCGGGAACACUGUCGUCCUCAAGCCGGCCGAGCAAACGCCUCUCACCGCGCUGUAUGUGGCCGCUCUGACAGCCGAGGCUGGUUUCCCUCCGGGCGUGCUCAACGUUGUCCCCGGUUACGGCCCGACCGCUGGGGCAGCCAUAGCAGAACACAUGGAUGUGGACAAGGUCGCCUUUACUGGGUCCACUGAGGUUGGGAGGAUUAUCCAGCAGGCUGCGGGGAGAACCAACCUGAAGCGAGUUUCGCUGGAGCUGGGAGGGAAAAGCCCGCUUAUCGUGUUCGCUGACUCCGAUCUUGACGUCGCCGUGGAGACAGCCCACAACGCCCUGUUCGGCAACAUGGGGCAGUGCUGCUGCGCCGGCUCGCGCACGUUCGUCCAGGAGGCCAUCUACGACGAGUUCGUCAAGAAGAGCGUCGCGCGCGCCAACGGACGGACCGUCAGCCACGGGUUCGACCCAAAGGUGGAGCAGGGCCCUCAGGUGGACAAAGAGCAGUUUGACAAGAUUCUGGCUCUCAUCCAGAACGGGAAGGAGGAGGGGGCUCAGCUCGGGUGCGGAGGCGGUCGCCAUGGUGACAAGGGGUACUUCGUCCAGCCCACCGUGUUCUACGAUGUCCAGGACAACAUGAGGAUUGCCAAGGAAGAGAUCUUUGGACCAGUGCAGAGCAUCAUCAAGUUCAAGUCCAUCGAUGAGGCCAUUGACCGUGCCAACAACACGACAUACGGCCUGGCGGCCGGUGUGUUCACUAAGGACAUCGACAAGGCCCUGACUAUCGCCAACAGUGUGCAGGCUGGGUCUGUCUGGGUGAAUUGUUAUGACCCGGGAACACUUCAAGCUCCUUUUGGAGGCUUCAAGAUGUCGGGCCACGGACGAGAGCUGGGAGAGUAUGCUCUACACGAGUACACAGAGGUUAAGACUGUCACCAUCAAGCUGCCCCAAAAGUGUUAGGACGUCACCUAGUCUGAAGAUACAAGAGUCUUCCAAAGCAUUUCCCAGAUGGCCUGCUGAGGUCACAGCAAGAAAAUUUUAUGGAUGACAUUAUUUGCAGACUCCAAAUUCAGUGUGAGAGAGCAAAGAAGAAACAAGAUGCCUAAAUUUUCAAAAUAGCCUUUGUUUCUUUUUUUUUAUGAAUGUUGUAACAACAACUGUAGUAGCAAGACAAUUUGGUAUUACUACGAGCCAACAAGACUGUUAUCUUGGGCCUGUAUUCAAGAAGUGCACAAAGUGACACUAGUGUGGUGGACUAAGUAUGAAUUACCAAAUUGGAAACUACACUCAAUGCUACCACACCGGUGUCACUUCUACAACUACCUAACUAGUUGCACCUCUACAAAAGUCAUGGUUAUCUCACUAGUGUCAAUUCUACUUACAUUUUAUUCCCAUUUUGGAAUUUUCUCUUCAUGUUGACCAUCUUCUGAGGAGAAAAAUUUCUUGGUUUAUUUUCAAAGUCAGAAUUAAUGUGUGUGCUGAUGUCAUCCAUAAAUUUACUUGCUGCGGCCUAAUGUACCAUGUAGACGAAAAUGUGCCAUGCUUUGACCAAGGUCGACAAGAAGGAAAGAGAGAGAUGAGGUCUUUAAGUAAUAAUAAAGGGUGGGUGUUUUUUCUGAGGUCAUUUCUUUUCUAUGUAUGGGAAAGUUGGAAUAAUUACGUAUGACUGUGCAACAUAAAUUUUGAGGUCCACGACCUCAUAGCUUUAGUUAUUUUCUCUAAGUCAUCACUACAUUGUACUUUAUAUGGGACGUCGCUGUUAUGUCAUAGGCAGUUAUAAGUGGAUUACCUUGCAAAAAAAACAUGAAGUCUGCAAAAUGUUUUAUUUUAUGGUACUGCAUUAAAGAACAGGAGAAGGGCGUUUAUUUACAGAAC
Branchiostoma floridae (Florida lancelet) is the source of this 2451-nucleotide messenger RNA. RefSeq names its product retinal dehydrogenase 1-like. The transcript has 14 exons. Gene Ontology annotation, molecular function: aldehyde dehydrogenase (NAD+) activity. NCBI's taxonomy places the organism in Eukaryota, Metazoa, Chordata, Leptocardii, Amphioxiformes, Branchiostomatidae. The record is from RefSeq and is a predicted model, not a curated record. Bases 49 to 1536 code for a protein of 495 amino acids.